Messenger RNA from Diachasma alloeum, 3255 nucleotides. RefSeq lists its product as uncharacterized. Lineage: Eukaryota; Metazoa; Arthropoda; Insecta; Hymenoptera; Braconidae. Gene Ontology annotation, biological process: DNA integration. The transcript is spliced from 6 exons. The record is from RefSeq and is a predicted model, not a curated record. The coding region runs from base 1 to 3255 and encodes 1084 amino acids. Gene Ontology annotation, molecular function: nucleic acid binding.
AUGACUGCAAUGCAAGAUAACGACGCUACCACCGAAGCAGAAUUGACCGCUGAGAUGGUUGGUUGCGACGACUAUCACCUAAGAUAUCAACAAGUGAAACAACGGGUUUUACAAUUGACUGAGCCAGCUCAACGGGCAGCCGCCCCUGCUCUGAACGCUAUACAGAUGAAUCACACAAUGAUGGACAACAAUCAAAGAUACAGGUUGCCCAAGAAUGAGAUUUUCAAGUUCAGUGAUAGAGUUGGAAAAUUAUACACAGGGCGAUUGUGCAAUCUCGAGUGUGGGGCCACUGCAAUGGAGAAACAUCUGGGCUGGACUCUCAUCGGUAAGAAUAAUGAAAAGGCAUCAAGUCGUUCAGAUCCAGCACUCUUGACACUUUCAAUGUUUGCACGAGAAGCAAGUGUCGAACAGCUGUGGCGUUUUGAUACCAUUGGAAUUACUGAUCCAAUAGAGCAGAAAUCCAAAGAAAAUCAACAGCAAGAGGUAUUGACAUUGCCUAACAAUCGAGCUACUGCCGAGAGGAGACUAGCAACCACUCAAAGGAAGUUAGAGGAUGAUGGACUCCUCUCUGAUUAUGGAAAAGUGUUUCAGGAGUGGCUGUCAGAGGGAAUAAUUGAGGAGAUGCCUCAAGGGGAGCUGCGUAACAGAGCUCAUUACCUACCUCAUCGUCAUGUGGUCAAGGAAGGGAGUACGACUCGAAUUGAGCCUGUCUUCGAUGCUUCAGCCAGAGAUAAAAGUAGUCCAUCGUUGAAUCAGUGCUUGGACCCAGGGCCUAAUCUGAUUGAAUCGAGACGUGCUGAGGUUCUUGUGGAGACCCCUUGGUUCCAAAGAUAUCAUAGGUAUCAGAGGUAUCAACACUGCAGAGUAGUAUUUGGAGUGACUAGUAGUCACUUUCUGUUGAGAGCCACCAUCGAUCUACACCGGGAAGAGGCCAUCAAACGUGCGGGUUCUGAAGAAGAGCGUUCUGUCCUCAACCAAUUGAAGAAUUCUUUCUAUGUUGACAACUGCGUAACGAGUGUCAGCUCCAAGGAAAGUGCAGAGAGAUUUCAGAACAUCGCUACCUCAACCAUGGCUGAUGGAGGAUUUGACCUCAGAGGUUGGAAGUUUUCAGAUGAUGUGAGUGAACAGAAGAGCUCACCUGUACUUGGUCUGUCGUGGGACAAAGAUUUAGAUGUCCUACAAUUAGCAGAUUCACUUCUGAUCCACGAACUCCCAACGAAGAUUACCAAGAGGACUAUCUUGUCCAUCACCCAGAAAGUAUUCGAUCCAUUGGGUAUGGCAAGUCCAACAGUGCUUCUGCCCAAGCUAAUGCUGCAAAGACUGUGGCAGACUGAUUUAGAUUGGGACACGAACGUGCCAGAGACUAUUAAAAGGGACUUUAUACCCUGGUGUCAGGGAUUACCACUGCUGAAAGAGUUGAAGAUUCAACGUUGGGCAUUUGGCAAGGCUGAUGAGAAACUCUCUUUACACCUUUUUGUCGAUGCCAGCCAGGAGGCUUAUGCAGCAAUGGUCCCAGGAGAGUUGAAUCCGGCUGGUUUACCAUCGCGAGGAUGCAGCGCUCGUCAGCUAGUUGAUUGUCAGUGGCUCCUAGGUCCUGAGUGCCUAAAGCUACCUGCUGAUCAAUGGCCAUCUUCAUGUCCUGAUACAGACGAGACACUGAUACACUGUGAAUUGAGGAAAACACCCAUGAAGCUCAGGAAGUCUAGCGAGCAGGCUGUUGUCUUGAAUCAAGUCCUCAGUAACGUGACUCAAGACCAGGAGGGUCAAGUUCCUUGGUAUUUAAAAGAGUUCUCUGAGUAUUAUCGUAUCGUGAGACUGGUAGGGUGGAUGCAGAGAUUCUUACACAACGCUGGACGAGGAAAAGACAGCAGAACACGAGGAGAAUUAACUGGCAGAGAAAUUCAGCUGGCAGAGCUGACUCUGAUGUGGGUGGUUCAACAGGAAAGUUUCUCAGGUAUGAAAGACCCUCGCUUGAGUAGUAUGAUAGUGGUUGAAGACAAACGUGGUCUACUGAGGCUAAAGAGUCCUUGUCGUAAGGCUGUGAGAGCAGUGGUUCAGCGUUGUGUCACGCAUAGACGUUACAACGCCCAGAAACUACAACCUCCGCCUAUUGGUCUACCUGAGAAUCGUGUCCGAGAUGCUCGAGUCUUCGAAAUCACUGAAAUGGAUUUCGCUGGACCCCUGUUCUUGAGAUGUGGUAGUAAAGCCUGGAUAUGCUUGUUCACGUGUGCAGUCUAUAGGGCCGUGCAUUUGGAGCUGGUUUCCUCACUGUCCACGGACAUCUUUUUGGAGGCAUUUCGACGCUUCAUUGCACGACGAGGUAGACCUUCAGUCAUUUAUGCAGAUAACGCUACCAAUUUUAGAGGGGCCCGUAACCACUUGAAGAAGAUCUACUGGGAUAAGGUAGUUAAGGACAGUUCUGUCGAUGUGAUUGAAUGGAGAUUCAAUCCUCCUGCAGCUCCAUGGUGGGGUGGUUGGUGGGAGAGAUUGAUAAGACUGAUGAAAGACCUCCUCAAAAGGACACUUAAAAAGUCCUUGCUCACAUUCGAAGAACUAAUCACCGUUUUAUGUGAUGUUGAAGCAAUUAUCAAUUCUCGUCUACUGACGUAUCUGGCUGAGCAUCCUCACCAAUUGAUUCCUCUAUCCCCAAGUCUGUUUUUACAAGAAGUAAAGGCGAUUGGGGUACCUGACGUGGAUGCUGUUAGUGCUACUUCAAUGAACAAGAGACAACGUUAUCUGCAACAAGUACGAGAACACUUGAGACAGCAUUUUCGUAUUGAAUACCUGGGGCAAUUACAACGAAGAUCCAGCAACAACAAUUUCUCUAAAGAGGUCAAGGUGGGAGAUAUUGUUUUUUGUCGGAACGAGCAACAGAAGAGGCUGGAUUGUCCCUUAGCUAAAGUAAUACAGCUCUAUCCAGGCAGAGACGGGAAGGUCAGGGUUGUAAAGCUCAAAAUCGAAACUGGUGAGUUGACUCGACCUUUACAACGACUCUAUCCAUUAGAGAUUUCAACUGCUGAAAGUCCAGAGUUGCUGAAGAGGUCUAAGGACCUAGGAGAAAUAAGUUCAGAGCCUCCACUGAUGUCAGAAGAGGUAGUGGCAGAUCGUGACGCCACCUUGGAGGCGGAGCCUCCUUCUGCCCCUGAACCAAAUGGUCAAUCGAAAUAUGGAGUCAGUUCGCAAGGAACUGAGAGAAGUCAGGUGACAACUAGUCAUCGAGGACGUCUCAUCAAGCUGCCUUCUAGAUAUCAUUAA